AUGCUUUGUAUUUCAUACCAACCUGAUGAGAAGACAUGUGUGCAAUUCACAGUAAAGCUGAUGUAUUUUCUCCUGAGUGCCCUGGGUCUGGUUGCCUGUGUUUUGGCAGUGGCUUUUGCUGCACACCAUUAUUUGCAGAUGACACGAUUUACCUGUGAUACCAUCCUUGAUUCCUGCCAGUGCAAACUGGACACUGCAGACCCCCUCGGCAGGACCUUCAUCUACCAGGACGCAGCUGACUGCGGCAGCCUCACCAGCAUGCUCAACCUGUACCUGCUGCUGCAGAUGGGUCUCAACCUGAUCACAGCCCUGGUGUGCCUAGCAGCCUGUUUUGUGAUGUGGAAACACAGAUACCAGGUCUUCUACGUGGGCGUUCGGUUCUACCCCUUAACACCUACUGAGUGCCAGCAACAGAAGGUCUAG
Molecule: messenger RNA, 423 nt
Organism: Chaetura pelagica (chimney swift)
Lineage: Eukaryota; Metazoa; Chordata; Aves; Apodiformes; Apodidae
Gene: SSPN
Product: sarcospan
Exons: 2
Coding region: 1-423 (140 amino acids)
Cellular component (GO): dystrophin-associated glycoprotein complex; sarcolemma
Source: RefSeq, a predicted model, not a curated record